UGCAGAUUACUUUCACAGCUGUUCCCCCCCCCCGAUGCAAGAUGUAAUGCUAAGCUACGCUAACUGCAUUGUAGCUUGGUAGUAACGGACAGGCCGGAAGUGAACGUGACUGACAGGUGAGCCGGCGGGUGAGAGGUCGCGUGAGGUCGCGAUGUCCUGGCCAGGGAGUGGCCGGCUCUUCUUCUCUUGGGAUGAAGCUGCACUGAGGUGCGUGUGCGUGUCUCCCCUCACCAUGGCGACGGCUCUGCCGAUGUGUUACCACGGCAGCAUCAGCAUGAAGCAGUGUGAGGACCUGCUGGGGGGGAAGAACAAGGACGGAGCGUACCUGAUCCGGGACAGCGAGACCGUCCACGGGGCCAUGUGCCUCUGUGUGUAUAAACAGAGGGUGGUGUAUACGUACAGACUGCUGCAGACACACACUGGACACUACAUGCUCAUGACCGCAGGAAACGUCAAAGAGACAUUUUUCAAGACUCUGGACGACCUGAUCCACCACUUCAAGAGGAGGAACCAGGGCCUGGCCAUGCACCUGCGCCACUCCGUCAAAAGGAAGACGGCCAUGUUGAUCACGCUCCCAAGAGCUCCCCGACCCCCGCGGCCCCAGACGCCCCCCGACGAGGAGGACAACGACUACGAGAAUGUUCCCAACUCGGAUUACGUGGAAGUCUUGCCUCCCUGAACGUCUCCCUCGCAUUGAUCUUCAGACACGUGGAGAGAAGAAGUCUCAACUCUCAAUGUUCUCAUGCUGGAUUAACGUCGGAGGAGUGUAGGAGGACAUUUGGACAAAUGGACACACGAUGAAGAAGAGGACUCUCUCUCUGUGCUUUCAUGUCUGUUAAUAGAAGCGGAACCGUGGGUCGGUGGUCCGGGCUGAAGGACCGUGGUCCCCUGAGGACGAACCCUAAACCCUCCUGUUGAUGCUUUCACUUUUGAGCUUUUCAUUUUCUGCUCCGGUACCUGAAACUCAUGUCUUUGUGUAGUAGCCUACUGUAGAGCUAGCGUUAGCGUGCUGGCAUGCUAAGCUAAGGUGGUGAACGGCAUUAAACGAUGUACACAUGCUAACGUUAGCAUCAGUGUCAUCAUGUGCCGGCCUUUUCCUCUCUGCUAUUUCUGCUCGGUGUGUUUCCCGCAUGUGACCUUCAUUUUGUGUUCAGCUGAGGAACUAAAGCGCGAUAUCUUUCACGCCAGCUGUGAGGCAAACUGAAACAGGAAGUCGGCAUCCGUGCAAACAACACGUUUUUCAUAGAUUUUUCGGACAGACGGCUUCUGGUGCACUUAAAGCAUCAACAAUCAAUCCGACCCGCCCAGAUAAAACGAUUUGCGGGUUCGGAGGAAAUCCAAACUGAUUAUCACAGUUUUAGAUUUGAGGCACAAUUUGGAUUCAGUAUCUUCCUAAAAUGUUGUAUGUAUGUAAAAUAUGUCAUUUAACAGCAGGUUUUGGGGGUUUUAACAGAGGUGCAUUUGAUGAAUAUUUAGUUCUGUGAGCUUAGUUGAACUGGCUUUGUUGUUAAUUAAAGUAAAUAAAACGACGACACAAAAACGCUGGACAGA
This is a messenger RNA of Gasterosteus aculeatus aculeatus (three-spined stickleback), 1551 nucleotides long. The record is from RefSeq and is a predicted model, not a curated record. NCBI's taxonomy places the organism in Eukaryota, Metazoa, Chordata, Actinopteri, Perciformes, Gasterosteidae.